AACAGCUUGAUCAAACUAAAUUUCCAUCAUUUUGGACAAUUUAAAAAGGACGAAAAUGCACUAAUACAAUAUGUAAAUGGAGUGGUUGAUUUGGUCGAGGUGGUUGGUGUUUGUAUCUUCACAGAGCUGGUGUCGAAGCUGAUUGAGAAAGGAUUCGUCAUUGGGAAAUUAUGGUUCAAGCUACCAUAUGAAGAUGCAGAAGAUAGGAAGCCUCUAUGGGAAGAUGUUGAGCUUAAUAAGUAUAGAAUGCAAGCUUCUGGGCGUUGGUACAAGAAGCUGGAUAAGGGUUGGGAUGUUCCUGAUGUUGAAGAAGAGAGUGAAAAGGCAGCUGGCGAAGAGAACACUGAUAGAGCAAUAGUCGUUUCUUUGAAUCAAGUAAACAAUGGAGAGGCUGGAAAAGAUACUGAAGAAGAUGAAGAAGGUGAUGUAUCAUAUGAUGGUAAUGGUGAAGAGUCUGAUGUUGAAAGCAACAGUUCAGACGCAGGUUUGUCUGAUAGUUCAGAAUCAGAUGAUGAGGUUGUUGAAGAAGACCUAGCCAUCUUUGAGAAUGUGAAUUACGAUGAACAAAACAUAGAAAAGAGAAGAUGGCUUAAUAAGGAAGCUCGACUUAAAGCUCAAGAAGAAGCACAACAGGAAGCUCAACAAGAAGCUCAAGAUUUAGCUCAAGAACAAGCUGAAAUGGAGGCUGAUUUCGCUGCUCAAAUAGAAGAUCCUAUUGAAGUCCAAGAUAUUUCUUCAAGUGCCCCACAAGGAACCCAAAGAGAAAGCCAGGGCAGAAGUGAAAGAGGAAGGCAAGGAGGAAGGGGAACUCGUGGUGGCAGGCAAGGAGGAAGAGGAACUCGCGGUGGCAGGCAAGGAGGAAGAGGAACUCGUGGUGGCAGACAAGGAGGAAGA
This is a messenger RNA of Thlaspi arvense, 894 nucleotides long. The record is from the annotation of a GenBank genome assembly. NCBI's taxonomy places the organism in Eukaryota, Viridiplantae, Streptophyta, Magnoliopsida, Brassicales, Brassicaceae.